CCUCGUCUCACAGUCGGUUGUGCAAAAAGAUCAGUGUUACUGGCCGAGCUGAAAAGACGGCUUGUCCUGAUGAAAUUUACGUUGUAGCUUGUUGUAGCUUCACUUGUUGACCAAUGGAAGAAGGUAGUGUCGAAGGCUAUGUGCUCCAACAACAUCUCGUUUAUGAGUUAUUGAUCCGCGAAGUCCGAAUCUGUGAGUCCAGCUUUACCGAAUUUAAAGUCAGCUGGCCCGCUGUCAAGGGGCGAAAGGCUUUUACUGAGCAAACAUGAAGACCUUGAUGCUGUUGUCUCUCCUCUGCCACUUUGCAUCUCCAGUGAGACACUCCCUGAAGUAUGUGCUCAGUUAUUCCCAUGGAAUCAGAGACAUCCCAGAGUUUGUGGCUGUUACUUCAGUUGAUGGAGUUCAGAUAGGUUACUUUGACAGCAUUGGACAAGUACCUCAGGUCACAACAGACUGGAUGGAUAAAUUAUUCCAAAACAAUCCUCACCAUUUGGCAUGGUACACUACUAUCUGUCUGGGUAACCAGCACACCUUCAAAGCCACCAUAGAGAGUUUGAUGCAGCGUUUUAACGAAACUGGAGACAGGAAGUUAAAAGGCUCUCUCCCUCCCUCAGGUAUUCACAUUUUCCAGAGGAUGAAUGGCUGUGAAUGGGACGAUGAGACUGAUGAGGUCAAUGUUAAUCUUCAUUAUGGCUAUGAUGGAGAAGACCUCAUAUCGUUGGACCUGGAGACAGAGACAUGGAUCGCUCCAAAACAACAGGCUGUUUUCACCAAACACGAGUGGGACAGAGAUAGAUACAACAGUAUAUUUUGGAAGUAUGCCCUUAGACACGAGUGCAUUGAGAACCUUAAGGAGUAUGUAAACUAUGGAAAGAGCUCUUUGCAGAGAACAGACCUUCCCUCAGUGUUUCUCCUCCAGAAGUCUCCCUCCUCUCCAGUCAGCUGCCACGCUACAGGUUUCUACCCUGACAGAGCCAUGAUGUUCUGGAGGAAAGAUGGAGAGGAGAUUCAUGAGGACGUGGACCACAGAGAGAUCCUCCCCAACCAUGAUGGAUCCUUCCAGAUGAGUGUUGACCUGAACCUUUCAUCAGUCCCACCUGAAGACUGGAGGAGGUACGACUGUGUGUUUCAUCUCUCUGGUGUGAAAGACAACAUCAUCACCAAAUUGGACAAAGCAGUGAUCAGGACCAACUGGGUUUCUCCCUCACACUUUCCUGCUGGUGCUGUUAUUGGAGUUGUUGUAGGACUGCUGCUGCUGACACUCUGCAUCACUGGACUCUGCAUCUGCAGGAGUAACAAUCAUGGAUUCAGACCUGCAAACAGUAAGUUUUCCUUUAUGAAAAAUACCACAUAUUUGUGGUCAACUAGUCUGUGGUUAUUGAGGGAUAAUUGUAGGGCAUCAAAGGCAGUCUGUAGAUGAGUCAGGGCUUGGGAUGGGGUAGAACUAGGGGCAUAUAAGAUACAAUCAUCAGCAAAAAAAGUGGACGUAAAAUAUUGAUUUGGGAGAAUUAUGUUAUCAAAUCAAAUCAAAUCAAAUUUAUUUAUAAAGCACUUUUAAAAACAACCUAGGUUGACCAAAGUGCUGUACAAUAAAGGUAAAGUCAAAGAAUAACAAAGUGCGGAGAUCAAAAUACAUAGCAGUACAAUCCCAAAUUGGAGAGUGGAAAUACAAAACACCUAAAAUGGGGGAUAAGAGUUUAAGAGCGCUCAAAAGCUUUGGAGUAAAAGUGGGUCUUAAGUCUUGCCUUAAAAGUGUCCACAGAUGGGGAAUCAUUAGUGGAGAGAGGUAGACUGUUCCAAAGUUUGGGUGCAGCCACAGCGAACGCACGAUCCCCAUUACCCUUUAGCCUCGAUCGAGGCACAGCCAGAAGUUGCUGGUUUGAAGAUCUGAGUGCUCUGGAAUUUAAAAGGGGACAUAAGAGCUUAGAAAUAUAUUGGGGAACCAGGCUAUUAACAGCUUUAAAAACAAACAAUAAAACCUUGAAUUCAAUCCUGUAAUUGACUGGUAACCAGUGCAGGGAUGCCAGCACAGGUGUUAUGGUGUCUCUUUUCCUUGUGCCAGUUAUCAGUCUUGCAGCAGCAUUCUGGACAAGCUGCAGGCGUGACGAGGAAGAUUUAGGGACACCCAGAUAUAAUGCAUUGCCAUAGUGUAGUCGGGAGGUGAUCAAGGCAUUUGUGAUGGUUUUUAAGUGGUUUGAUGAAAGGAAAGGUUUGAUUUCUGAGAUGUUUCAGAGCUGGAAAAAGCACCCUUAUUAAUUUAUUAAUGCAUAAUGUAAAUAACAAUGGUCCAAGGAUAGACCCCUGUGGCACCCCGUUUCUGAUAGUGAGUAGACUUGAUUGAGCACCGUCAGCGACAACAGUCUUGAGUUCUGUCAGUGAGGUAAGAGUGGAACCAGUUUAGUGAAAAAAUAUCUAAGCCUGUGGACUGUAAUUUAAGAAGUAGAAUUUUAUGAUGAACAGUAUCGAAUGCUUUUGAGUAGGGCCCGACCGAUAUGGAUUUUUUGGGGCUGAUGCAGAUUCCGAUAUUAUGGAAUAAAAAAAUCUGAUAACCGAUAUAUCGGCCAAUUAAAUUUUUAUGUUUUUCAAUUUAAACCCCCCCGAAAUACCUGCUUUUGAUGGCUUAAAUAUAGUUUAAACACUCAUUACAAAGGUAUAAAUUGAAGGAAGAACAUUUUACUAUUUUCAAAUACUUUUAUUAUCAGAAAUUGUGUGAAACAAGCAGCAUAUGAACAAUUUGAACACAAAAUAAAUCAAAAAUAUGAUGUGCAAAAAGGCAGCAAACCUCUGGGAAAUAAAAUAAUCAUGCAAAGUCUAAAUGAAUUAAGACAUUCACAUGUAUGUUCACAGUACCAGAGUUCUUCUUAUUGUUGCCAGUUUAACAGAGGUAGGUUAUAGUGCAAAAAUUACAACUUUUUUAGUAAACAUCUUUGAAAACAAACAAUAAAAAAGUAACUGCAAAAGACUGAGGUAUUUUGUUAUGUGGGGCAAGCAGCAUAAAAACAAUUCAAACAUAAAAUAAAUCAGAAAUAUGUAGUGCAAAAAGGCAGUAAACCUCUGGGAAAUAAAAUAAGUAAAACACCAUAUUCCCUGCAUUUUUUUAGUGAUGAAAAUAUAAGUGUUAACAUUAUUCUCUAAUGGCUAUAAUCGGCCGAUUAAAUCAGCCGGGCCCUACUUUUGAGAGGCACUGUUUAUUAUCCAGGGAGGAGACAAUGUUAUCUGUGACUGAAACUGCAGCUGUAAUUGUGCUGUAUGGAUAUUGGACAGUAAUUAUUGAGGUCAGAGAUGUCACCAUUUUUAUGUAGGGGAGAUACAAAUGCGCUUUUCCGAGAAAGUGGAAUGAUGCCAGUUAAAAAGGUUUGGUUAAAAAUGUGAUCUAAAUGUGGACUGAUUAAAUGGGCAGUUAGAUUAAGGGGAUCUGGCUCAAGAUUAUCUGGAUUCCAACACCCAGCAUACCAACACAAUACCACUUUGUUCUGUUAAAACAAUACUCACCACUUGCAUUCAUUUGUAUGAAAACCCUUUGAUUCUUUUGGUCUGAGGAACCUUAGGACUAAAGGAAUAUGAAUAACUUACAGGGUAACUGAGGAAUGGACACAUAAUUUGAGGUAGCCAACAACCCAGUUGUAUACAUCCAAAGAGCAUCUAUUAAAAAAAUGAACUGCUUGGCAACCAGACCAGGCCUCUAAUUGAGACAGGCUUUUGUCAAAAUGUGUAGUCACACUGGGCUAGUGAAAAGGACUGGGUGCUGGGACUAAUGGUGCGUUCCAGGCAACCCGUAACUCGUGUUUUCACAACCUGUAACCCGUGAAAGUGCACUGGAACGGCAGUCAAACCUGUAACUUCCCACCCGUGAACUCGUACCAGAUCGAUGUACUCCCAGUUACGCUUUCUGACGUCACACAGCCCUCUAAACCAAUUACCUUACUCCUCUAUACAACAAUGGCAGCCCCUUGGGUGCGGUGUUGCUGCAGGUGAUAACUUACAUGGUGAGAAAUAGACAUAAAAUAACCCUAAUGUUAACGCAUUAUUGGCAGCCGCUCUAACAGCUGGUUUCCAGUGCAAGAAUAAUCAAUACAAAAUACGUUUCCAAACACACAUAACAUAAAAUAAAAAGUAUAAUAGCAUCUGUGACCUUAUGCGCCGUUUCUCCUCCUCCGUUUCACUCAAAUGAGCAAGGAGCAGGCACCUUUGGCGAUAGAAAUAAUGGGGAAGCACAAACAAACAGUUCGCCAUGUUCAACAUUAAACAGGAAGUAACUGGCAGUUUGCCAGUUUCCUGGAAUGCUAUAAAGUCGUAACUCGUGACUUGAAGUCUUGACUUACAAGUUCAAAAGCCUGCCUGGAACGCACCAUUAGCUUUUAAUUUAAGUUUUACGGUAUAUAAUUUGUCCCCCUAUACCCCUACAGGAUCAGUCAGACUGCCAAGCAUGAACUGAUUUACACUACAAACAAGAUCAUUUAAGUGACAGUCAGAGCUAACAGAAGCACACCUGUGGAGAAAAAUCCUCUCCUAUCAACAUCUGGAGAGAAGUGAUGCUACUGUUCAGCUGUUCCUACAGACUCUCUCUGGAACACUUAUUAGUAUUGGACUUUAUCUAGUCUAUAUCAUUAGGUACUAGGCAGUCAUCUGUCUUUGAUGGUGAUCAGUAGGAAGUCCAGCCCUUAAGCUGACUUCUGUUUAAAGUUUCCACUCUUGAAACACACUGUUGAAGACCUAGUGCUUGUACAUAAAAUAUAUAUAUAUAUUAUAUAUAUUACUGGCCUGCUUGUACAAAAUGAAACUGUUCGGCCUCUUACAUCUUCUGCAGUUGCUCUAUAAUCUCUUAAUGUGUAUUUAAAUUUAUGUUAUCUCUCUAUCUGUUGUAACAUUUUUUUUAUUGUUGUUGUUGCUAUUAUGAAUUCCUAUUUUUAGAAUCUGUUGUUUUCUGAAGUACUGCACUUUAAGUGUGUGUGUGUGUGUGUGUGUGUAGUUGAGCUUUUUUUUUUUCCUUUUUAUUUGUAUUCAUUUUUGAGUUUGUAGUCAUUUUAAUCUGUUAAUGAUUGUGAAUUUUAAAAAACAAUGUUUGUACAACUAAGAAGAGUCUGUAUUUCAGUGUAUGGGGUGGACUUGUGGAAUGGGCUGCUUGAUGAGUUGAAACAAAGCACAAAUAGAAAUACAUUUUUGAAAACUCUACAAAAGGGGUGUCGGUAGCUUAGUGGAUAGUGCCGGCGCCCCAUGUAUAGAGGUGAUGCCUCACCGCAGCGGUCGCGAGCUUGACUCUGGCUUGCAACCCUUUGCUGCAUGUCGUUCCUCAACUCUCUCUCUCCCCAUUUCACACUGUCCUGUCUAUUAAAGGCAAAAGCCCCCAAAAAAUAAUCUUUAAAAACUAUACAAAAAUAUUUUUUGGACAUAUCUGUGAGGAAAGGUUGCGUAAGAGUGCAUAUUUAUUUAUUUAUUUAUUUAUUUAUUUAUUAUUUUUGAUAAGAUUAUUUUGAAUAUAUGCAAAUAAUAUAAAACCAAGGAAAGCAAGUAUAACAGAAGCAUAACAACAAAUGAACAUGAAAAAAAAAAAAAAAGAAAGCCAGAGUAAGAAAUAAAUGCACAUAUUCGAAAAGGAGUAAGAAGUAGUGAAACUUAUAUACUCACCCCUGAAUUACAGAAAAUAUAAUAUCCCAUGUCAAUCAUAGAUUAAGUUAUAUAUCAAUACAAAAUGACUUUUUUAUGUGUUAUUAAAUAGCUUCAUAAUUCUCGCAAUAUAUUUGUAACAAAUACAUUACUAUAUACCUCCACUAAUCUUCUAAUAUUCAUUAGAAGCUAAUACUAUUAUUAGUAAUUUUACAGUACAUUAUUAUUUGUUUAUGUUCAUAUGUUAUUCAUUUGAUAAUUCAUUAUCUCUAGAAUGCCACAUACAUACACAUAACAAAAUAAACAAGAUAACACAUAACACAGACAAUUCACAGAAAACAGCCAAAUAACCAGUAACCCAUAUGACACCUAGUGAUUUUCAAUACCUCCUUCCUCCCUGUACCUAGUGAACACCAUGUUUUUGUACAUUAUUUUAAAUUGUUUCAUAUUUGUGCAUUCCUUCAACUGCACAGUAAACCUGUUCCAUAAUCUCACCCAACAAAUUGAUAAACAAAAACUUUUCCUAGUAUGCAGUGUAUUUAUUUAACACUGGGUGGUACUUGGGAUGUAAAUAAACUGGGUUUAUUACCUAUUUGUUUAAUUGGGUGGUAAAUUGACUGGGGAUAGUUUUAUAUAGUUGUGAAUAAAUUUGGGAAAUUGUUGAUAUAAUAUAUGAGUUAAAAGAAGAAAUUUAAGAAAGGGGAAGAGACGUAUAAGUUUUACUUGUACCCACUUCUUUUCAGGCGCUGCUAUCCUUGUCUUGUUUAUUUCUUUAUGUUUUGUUUUGUUUUGUUUCAUUUCAAAAUAAAGUCAUUCAUUCACUCAGUGUUUGUUAAUGUGUUAUCAGCUUCCACAGUAGCCUAAGUGAAUCUGCAACAACAGCCACUUAACAUUAAAAAAUAUUUAGAUAUGGAUUCAUGAGCAGAAGUAACAAAAUAAAUAUUAAAAGAGAAGCAGAAUUUUUUUACAAUGAUUGACAGUUUUGUAUUGACGGAUGACAAUAGAGGACUCUACCUUUGACCCAUAAAAAUGUGGAAACAUCUUAAUAAUAUUGCUGUGGCAUUAGUUCAUCUACAGAGUCAAUGAAUAGCGUAGUUGGUAACUGAAAAUGUAAUGUGAAAAAAUAUAAAAGUACAUUUACUUAAAUACUACACACAAGUACAUUUUGAGGUAUUUGUACUACAGUUGGACAUUUCCAUUAUAUGUUACUUUAUAUUUGUGCUCCACUACGUGUCAAAGAAACUAUCGUAUUUUUUAUUAUUUCAUUGUAUCAUUAAUACAUUGUUACUUUACAGAUUACAUGUUGUAAGAGAAGAUCAGAUAAAAAACUUUAAUGCAAACAAAUCUGUAAUACCAUGAUAUAUUUUGGAUGUGAUGUUACAAAAUGUCAAGCACUAUAUACUUACAUUAUUAUAUAAUGCUACAACUACAACAAAACGUGACUAUACAGGUUAAUGUAUCAGCACUAAUUUAAUUAUAGCUAUAAACAUCAAUCAAUCAAUCAAUCAAUCAAUCAAUUUUAUUUAUAAAGCCCAAUAUCACAAAUCACAAUUUGCCUCACAGGGCUUUACAGCAUACAACAUCCCUCUGUCCUUAUGACCCUCACAGCAGAUAAGGAAAAACUCCCCCCAAAAAAACCCUUUAACGGGGAAAAGAAAAUGGUAGAAACCGCAGGAAGAGCACCUGAGGAGGGAUCCCUCUUCCAGGACGGACAGACUUGCAAUAGAUGUUGUACAGAACAGAUCAGCAUAAUAAAUUAACAGUGAUCCGUAUGACACAAUGAGACAGAGAGAGACAGAGAGAGAUGCAGGACAGACUGUAAUGAUAAUAGCUUACAACAACAUUAAUGAAAGUAAUAAUAUUAUAAUUCUAAUUACAGCUAUUGUGGUACAAUAUGUUGAAUGUAUAUAUAUUAUGAUAGUAUACAUAUGUGACAAUAAUCAUAUGUGUAUAACAGUAGAAGUAUCCAGUAUCAGAUACCUAUUUUAAUUUGCCCAUACAUUCCUAAGAUGCUUUUUUGGUAUUUGUGUUUACAGAAUUGACUACAUGGUCUUGAUGGUCUGACAUUGUUUAAUGCUACAUGGUCUUGCUUUUUUUCUUCUUUUUUUUUAAUG
This is a messenger RNA of Epinephelus fuscoguttatus (brown-marbled grouper), 7718 nucleotides long. Its product is annotated as major histocompatibility complex class I-related gene protein-like. The coding region runs from base 266 to 1420 and encodes 384 amino acids. The transcript is spliced from 6 exons. Gene Ontology annotation, biological process: immune response. NCBI's taxonomy places the organism in Eukaryota, Metazoa, Chordata, Actinopteri, Perciformes, Serranidae. The record is from RefSeq and is a predicted model, not a curated record. Gene Ontology annotation, cellular component: external side of plasma membrane.